AUGUCUUUAUGUGUUUUGUCCACCCUGCUCUGUCCUUCCCUGCGCUUCCCUCCCCGUGCUCUGUCCUCCCGUGUGCUGCCCUCUCCUACUCUACCCUCCCCUGCUCUGCCCUCCCCUGCUCUGCCCCCCCCUGCUCAGCCCUCCACUGCUCUGCCCUCCCCUGCUCUGCCCUCCCCUGCUCUGCCCUCCCCUGCUCUGCCCUCCCAUGCGCUGCCCUCCCCUGCUCUGCCCUCCCCUGAUUUGCCUCCCAUGCGUUGCCCUCCCAUGUGCUGCCCUCUCCUGCUCUGCCCCCGCCUUACUUUAAAGUGCUAUGUCUUUAUGUGUUUUGUCCACCCUGCUCUGUCCUUCCCUGCGCUUCCCUCCCCGUGCUCUGUCCUCCCAUGUGCUGCCCUCUCCUACUCUACCCUCCCCUGCUCUGCCCUCCACUGCUCUGCCCUCCCUGCUCUGCCCUCCCCUGCUCUGCCCUCCCCUGCUCUGCCCUCCCCUGCUCUGCCCUCCACUGCUCUGCCCUCCCCUGAUCUACCCUCCCGUGCUUUGCUCUCUCGUAUGCUUCCCUAUCUUGAUCAGGCGCCCCACCCCUACUCUACCCUCCUUGCUCUCCCAUCCCCUGCCCUCCCCUCCCCUGCCCUCCCGUGCUCUGUCUUAACACACCCUUUUGCGACAUGUUUUUGGGGCAGGGGCGAGAGGAUGAAGGAUCCUUACGGGAUCGAUCGGUGGGUAUUCCCGGUUAACUACGCCUACGUUGGCGACUACCCCGAACAGUCCCUCAAGUGUUCUGCCCUCCACUGCUAUGGCCUCCCAUGUUCUGCCCCCCAAUGCUCUCCCCUCCCGUGUGCUGCCAGUUCAUCCUCUGCCCUUCACUUUCCUCCCUCUGCUGCUUUGCCGUCCCAUAUGCAGCCCUCAAGUGUUCUGCCCUCCCUUGCUAUGGCCUCCCGUGUUCUGCCCCCCAAUGCUCUCCCCUCCCGUGUGCUGCCCGUUCAUCCUCUGCCCUUCACUUUCCUCCCCUCUGCUGCUUUGCCGUCCCAUAUGCAGCCCUCAAGUGUUCUGCCCUCCCUUUCUAUGGCCUCCCAUGUUCUGCCCCCCAAUGCUCUCCCCUCCCGUGUGCUGCCCGUUCAUCCUCUGCCCUUCACUUUCCUCCCUCUGCUGCUUUGCCGUCCCAUAUGCAGCCCUCAAGUGUUCUGCCCUCCCUUGCUAUGGCCUCCCAUGUUCUGCCCCCCAAUGCUCUCCCCUCCCGUGUGCUGCCCGUUCAUCCUCUGCCCUUCACUUUCCUCCCUCUGCUGCUUUGCCGUCCCAUAUGCAGCCCUCAAGUGUUCUGCCCUCCCUUGCUAUGGCCUCCCAUGUUCUGCCCCCCAAUGCUCUCCCCUCCCGUGUGCUGCCCGUUCAUCCUCUGCCCUUCACUUUCCUCCCUCUGCUGCUUUGCCGUCCCAUAUGCAGCCCUCAAGUGUUCUGCCCUCCCUUGCUAUGGCCUCCCAUGUUCUGCCCCCCAAUGCUCUCCCCUCCCGUGUGCUGCCCGUUCAUCCUCUGCCCUUCACUUUCCUCCCUCUGCUGCUUUGCCGUCCCAUAUGCAGCCCUCAAGUGUUCUGCCCUCCAGUGCUUUGCCCUCCCGAUUGCUGCCCCCCCAACCCCCACCCUCCCCUGUGUUGCCGUUCCGCCUUGGAGACCGGAUCCCCGGCAGUCACAGGGUCGUUCACAAAGGUGAACUACACCGACAAAUGA
Molecule: messenger RNA, 1716 nt
Organism: Closterium sp. Naga37s-1
Lineage: Eukaryota; Viridiplantae; Streptophyta; Zygnematophyceae; Desmidiales; Closteriaceae
Source: the annotation of a GenBank genome assembly